UCUACUUUUUGGCUUAUAAUCUGACUUUGGUGUAGUUAUGAAAGUUUCAAUUCGAGUUAAGAUGAAGAACUUUCGUGUUGGGAGUUUUGUCAAAUUUUGAUUUUGGAUGGGCGGCGGUGCCGCCACUGUGAUGGUGGUUUCCGGCGACCUCCGGCCACCCCAAGGACAGUUUCUGUCCAUUUUUGUGUUCUACGUGUCGAUACGAUCGUUUGCAUAUAUAAUUCAUAAUUUUUGGAUAUCGUAUGAUUUAGUUAUGAAUUUUUACGGUUUUGAUCAAUUUCGAUUGUUCGAUUAAUGAUCUGUGAAGAUCGGACCGUCCGAUGGACUUGUAGUUUUGAUAUGUUGAUCGUAUGACUGUCCCGAUGACUUUGUGUUGUCACGGGCGAAGAUCCGACCGUUGGAUCUUCGUAUAAUUGUGAAAUAGUGAUUCGGAGUGCGAUUCGUGAGAAUCCGACCGUCGGAUUUUCAUGAAAUUUUGUGGAGAUCUUUAUAAGGAAGAUUCAGGAAGAUCCGACCGUUGGAUCUUCGUGAUAAUUUUGGAGGAUGAUCCUAAGGGCGAUCCGUGAGGAUCCGACCGUUGGAUCAUCAUAUAAUUUCGAUCUGACCGUAGGAUCGUCGUUUAAUUUUGUUUAUGAGUUGUUGGCUAAGUUAAGAUCGCAUUGGAUUAGGUGAUCGAUUGAUUGAUUUGGCGGACGAUGGUGAACCGUUGAUUGGGCUGUUAAGAAGACGCAGCGGGAUUAGAGGUGAGUAAACCUCACGUGGUUCAUAUUACGAACCCAAUAUAUUUAAUUGCUUUAUUUUGUUGCAAUCAUAUGAACUAUUGUUGGUGUUGUUAGACAUUCCUGUGUGAAUGUCUGUAUAUAUAUUAUUUACGUGAAAUAAUAUGUAUGGUUAGAGUUGUGUUGAGUUUAUUGUUGAGAAACAAUAUAUUGUGAGAGAUGUCGAGUUUAUUGUUGAGAAAACAAUAUAUUGUGAGAGAUGUCGAUUUUAUUGUUGAGGAACAAUAAAUUGUUGUGAUCUGUGGAGAUCAAUAGGUCACGGGGUGACCAUGACAUACUAUCAGUGAACCACGCUCUCGCGCCAGGUAGGUGGAACUGAAUAGUAUAAAAUCGUGAACCACGCUCUCGCGCCGGGUAGGUGGAAACGAUCAGUUAGAGCUCUAGUCUGUCUGCCAAUUGUUGAGUGGUGUUGUGAGGGAAAUGUUGAGGUUACUUGAGACUGUGAGUGGUCUUGUAUGAGUGAUGUUGAGGUUACUUGAGACUGUGAGGGGUCUUAUGUGAGAAGUGUUGAGGAUACUUGAGUCUUUUAAGUAUGAGUUCUUAAAAGAGAGUCUCAAGAGUAUCCUUUCUUUAUGUUGUGAUUAUUUGUUGAGUUAUAAGAAUGGUAAUUUAAUAAAUCAACAGUUCUUUCUUGUUUACUCAUACGAGCUGUCAAAAGCUUACCGGGUUUGUGUUGUUGCAAUCCCGGUACACUAUUCAAAUUGUGUAGCGGGCACUACUACAGGUUAAGAGAAUCAGGACGGAGAUCGAGCUGCGUUGAGUAGCUGCUUUUGUGUAAAUCUGAAUUACUUUGUGAGGUGUGUUAUGCUCAUUUAGAGCUUUACAAUAUUGCUUGUGAGAGUGAAUUGUAAUAAUGACUCGAGGUUUCGAGAUUUGGAGUUAUGUAUCGUGUGUGAGGUUAUUUGAGAAAAAAAUUCAGAACGUUUAUUUAUUUAAGGUGUUUAAUUCAUGUUUCGGAUUUGAAUUUAUCAUUCAAAAUUCGGGGCGUGACAAAAAAGCAAUUUGUUAAGUGCUGGGCAUCUCUUGAGGAGAGGAUAUGAUAUUCAUUUUCAUGAUAAUGCUUGCUUCUUGUCAAAGAAAGAUCAGCUUAUUGCAAAGAUUGGAGUGGCUGGAAAUAAUCUAUUCCCUCUCAAGCUUGAAACAACAAAUCUAUCAUGCUUUGUUGGUUGUGAGAAAGGAACUUCCAGGUUAUGGCAUGAUAGAUUUGGUCACUUGAAUUAUGGAAGUUUGAAGCUGCUAGCAACAAAAAACAUGGUUGAAGGGUUACCCCAGAUUAAUGAAGAAGAUGGUGUGUGUGAAGAAUGCCAGUUUGGUAAGCAACAUAGGAAUCCAUUUCCUUCACACUCCUCUUGGCAAGCAAAAUAUCCUCUUGAGCUUGUUCAUUCUGAUCUCUGUGGUCUUAUGCCAGUACCAUCUCUCGGAGGUAGCAAAUAUUUUAUUUCAUUUAUUGAUGAUUUUUCAAGAAAAGUUUGGGUUUGUUUUCUCAAAGAAAAAUCAGAAGCAUUCCAAGUCUUCAAAGAUUUUAAAGCAGAAGUUGAGAACAUUGUUGGUCUGUCAAUCAAAAUUUUGAGAACUGAUCAUGGAGAGAAUAUAUGUCCAAUGAGUUUGAGAAGUAUUGCAAAGAUAAUGGAAUAAGGCAUCAGCUGACAACUCGCUAUACACCACAACAAAAUGGUGUAAGUGAGAGGAAAAAUUGAACUAUAAUGGAGAUGGUAAGAUGCAAGCUUAGAAGAAAGAAAUUACAGAAAGAGUUGUGGGCAGAAGCAGUAUCUUGUGCAGUCUAUUUAAUCAACAGAUCACCAACAAAAUGCUUGAAAGAUUGUACGCCUCAUGAAGCAUGGUACGGAGUGAAGCCAAAUGUGCAACAUUUGAAAGUUUUUGGUUCUGUUGCAUAUGCUCAUGUUCCAGAUGCAAUCAGAAACAAACUUGAAGACAAGUCAGAGAAGUGUAUUUUCAUUGGAUAUAGUGACAGAAGCAAGGCCUACAAGUUGUACAAUCCAGAGACGAAGAGGAUCUUAAUAAGCCAUGAUGUUUUGUUCGAUGAAUAUGCAUUUUUUGAUGAAGACAAAAAUGAUACAGCAAGCAUUCCAGCUUUGGGAGAUGAAGGUGGUACGUCCAAUACUCAGGGAUCGACAUUGGAUGUAGAUGAUUCAACUCAAAGUCCUCUUCCAAAAUUCAGAAGCUUGCAAGACCUUUAUGACUCCACAGAACAAGUUGCCAGAUGAUGUUGUUUAUUUUGCAUUCUUUGCUAGAGAGGAUCUCAUUUGUUUUAAUGAAGCUUGUAGAGAAGAAAAGUGGAAGAGAGCUUUGGAAGAGGAAAUAAAAGCUAUUGAAAAAAAUCAAACUUGGGAGCUCACAGAUUUGCCAUCACACAAGAAACCCAUUGGUGUAAAAUGGGUGUAUAAGACAAAGAUCAAUCCAGAUGGGUCUAUCAACAAGCACAAGGCUAGACUUGUAGCGAAAGGGUACAGAAAAAAAGAAGGUGAAGACUACACUGAAGUAUUUGCUCCCGUUUCCAGACUUGACACCAUUCGCUUGGUAAUUUCUCUUGCUGCUCAAAACAAUUGGAAGCUAUUACAAAUGAAUGUAAAGUCUGCGUUCUUGAAUGGCUCUCUCCAAGAAGAAGUUUACGUUGAGUAACCCCCAGGUUUUGUGAAGGAAGGAGAAGAAAAUAAGGUCUACAAGCUCAAGAAAGCAUUAUAUGGUCUGAAACAAUCACCACGGGCUUGGUACAGCCGCAUCAAUUCUUACUUUGAGAAGCAUGGUUUUCAGAAGUGUCCAUAUGAACACACACCGUACAUCAAAGGCAGCUCACAAGGAAGCUUCAUGGUUGUAAGUGUUUAUGUUGAUGAUCUUAUUUUUAUUGGAAAUAGCUUGGAGAUGUUGAAUGAAUUUAAGCUCUCUAUGAUGAAGGAAUUUGAGAUGACAGAUUUGGGAGAACUACAUCACUUUCUUGGAAUUGAAGUUCAACAAUCCAAGGAAGGUAUUUUUAUGUCCCAGGAGAGCUAUGCAAAAGAGGUUGUUAUGAAAUUCAAGAUGGAGCAUGCUAAUCCAGUAGUAACACCAUGCAUUACAUGCUUAAAGCUAAGCAAAAAUGGUGAAGGAAAAUCUGUGAACUCCACAAUGUUUCGGAGUUUGGUGGAUAAUUUGAUGUACUUAAUAGCGACAAGGCCGGAUAUCAUGUAUGCAGUGAGUUUGGUGAGCAGAUUCAUGGAGAAACCAUAUGCUAAUCAUUGGGAGGCUGCAAAAAGAUUUUUGCGUUAUGUUAUUGGAACCAUUGACUAUGGUAUUUUCUAUCAAGCAAAUGUUCCAGUGAAUCUUGUUGGCUAUACUGACAGCGAUUUAGCCGGAAGUAUUGAUGACAACAAAAGUACUUCAGGUUAUGUUUUUAGUCUUAGAAGUGGUGCAAUUUCAUGGAGUUCGAAGAAACAACCUAUUGUUGCUCUCUCUACAACCGAAGCAGAAUAUAUUGCUGGUGCUUAUGCAGGAUGUCAAGUUCUUUGGCUGAGAGGUGUUAUGGAAAGUUUGCAGCAUAACCAAAGCACUCCAACAACUUUGUUUUGCAACAAUAGUUCCACAAUUUCGGUAGCAAAAGAUCCAGUUCUUCAUGGGAGGACAAAGCACAUUCGUAUGCGAUAUCAUUUUGUAAGGGAGCUGGUGAAUAGAGGAGUUAUUGAAGUGAAGUAUUGCAAGACCGAUGAUCAGAUGGCUGAUGUUUUUACAAAGGCUCUUGGUGGACAGGUCUUCAAGGAAGAUGUUGCAAGGUUGGGUGUCAAAAGAAAGUUUGGUUUACGGGAGGCUUUGUUGGAAAAUUAAACCAAACUUGUUUCUUGGUUUUCCUAAGAAUAAAACUGCUUUCGGUUAUUGUCCUUUGAUUUGCAGAUUACCAGUUACUAUUGUUAUUAGUCUUUUGGCUUUCCAU
Rosa rugosa (rugosa rose) is the source of this 4701-nucleotide messenger RNA. RefSeq lists its product as uncharacterized. The record is from RefSeq and is a predicted model, not a curated record. Bases 3606 to 4595 code for a protein of 329 amino acids. Lineage: Eukaryota; Viridiplantae; Streptophyta; Magnoliopsida; Rosales; Rosaceae. The transcript has 2 exons.